Molecule: messenger RNA, 2736 nt
Organism: Mycena indigotica
Lineage: Eukaryota; Fungi; Basidiomycota; Agaricomycetes; Agaricales; Mycenaceae
Product: Proteasome endopeptidase complex
Exons: 5
Coding region: 1-2736 (911 amino acids)
Source: RefSeq, a predicted model, not a curated record
AUGAACAAAAACCCUUUCGUGCCUCAGCCGCAUUAUCAACCGCCGUUACCACCUGGUCCUCCCCCUCCCCCACCCGGCCAAGCGGAUUAUACCGGUUAUUGGGCUGCUGCUGCACAACAGCCAGCCUACAACCAGCAAUGGACACCCCCCCAGCCACCACGGCCUCCAGCUGACCAAAGCUCGUUAUAUGCUAAUUAUGGCUACGGAAACAACUGGCGACAACAACAGCAGCAACAACAACAACAGCCAGCGCAACCCCCUCAAGCUCAUUUUCACCCACCCCUUCCGGCCCAACCUCCUCCUCCUGGCUAUAAUCCAUACCAACCAGCAGCUGGAUACAGUCAGCCAUAUGUUCCACAGCCCCAACCCAUUCCGUUCGUUCAACAUCCGCCACAAGCACCAUUUUUUGCUCCCCACCAAAUGCCGCCUCAGCCAAUGCAACAACAGCAGAGACCGCCCAUCCAUCACACUCCACCUCACCAGCUACCCCCAGCAAAACGGCAGCGCUUUGACGGUCCCAACCAAAGACCGCCACCGCCGCCACCGGCCCAUCCACCACAAUUUCAGCCGCCCUCUCAACCAGCUUUAUUCCCUGGACCUCAACGUGGCGGUGCUCCCAAUACUGGAGGUCGCGGAGGACAACCGAAUCGAGGUCGAGGAGGCUCGUUUAAUGCUAAUCGUGGAGUCAGUGGCGGUGCCGCAAUGUCUGGGAGAGGAAGAGGUGGUGGUAAUAUGGGAAAUUUCGCUGCGGGAGGAAUGCAAAAUGGGCGUGGAGGCGGUCAGUUACGGGGCCAUGGCUCACGCGGAAACUUUGGAAACAAGGACUUCCACAACAGGCGUGGUGGUGGGUCGUUCCAGAACUCAAAUUCGUUCAGAGGGCGAAAUCAAGGAAAUUCCUCUCGGAACCGAAAUGAUGGCAAUAAUUUUGGGACCCGCGACGGGCCGUCUAAUUCGAGCUACGGCUCUGGUAAGAAGGACGAAAACCGAAGGACGCUCACCGACUUUAAGCUGAUUGGACUCGAGAUUCCUGAGCUUACGUGGUCUUGGGGUGUCAUACCUCUGCCCGUGAAAGCAGAGUCUGAAGAGGUUUCUCUGACUUCUGACGAUGCAGAGCUCAAACCUGGCGAUGUUGUGAAGCCUGUUUCUGAACCAGGCAAGAGAAAAAAGAUCGAGUCUGAUGAUGGGGAUGACGAGGACCGUCGAGGCCCGCCACCGCCACCUGGUUUGAAUGAUGAUCGUUCCAGUGUGGCUGCUAGCGUGGCUCCAAGCGUGGCGGAGACAGUCAGCGAAGGAGACUGGCUUAUGGCUGCCAUUUCUGCUGAAGGGGAAGACGAAUCUCAUGGGCCAGACGGCCAUGAUGAUGGAACUGACGCUGGAGUUGAGGCAGACACCGAUGGACAUGUUGCUGAGACUAUGUCUGUUCAUGACGAUGACACCGUUGACGAGCAGGAGCACGAUGUUUCCGAAAGCGCACCGUCAACAGACUCUACCCUUGUUCCACUGGUCGAGGACAUUGACGAUUCUCUUUCUACCAUGGUUUCCUCUUCUUUGGACGGAUCACUGUUUCCAUCCACCACGGAUGAAUCAGUUGCUCCAGUUUCUCAUGACCAGGCUGCUUCAGCCGACGUUUCUUUGACCAAGCCUUUAUCUGGUGCAGCAACACUUUUGAGUAUCGAUAAUGCUGUUCCCCUUACUUCUCUUGUCCCGGAGCCAACUGUCAUUAUCGCUCAUGACGCUCACGACAAUGAACAGACACAGGAUCUAGAAGCUACCCAAGUCGACGACCCUCCACCUUCUUCUGCUGCAUCAACUACAAAUGGCGACGUGCUACAGACAAUCAAAAUUGUAACCAAGGUUCCCGCGGCCAAUCGAUUGUCAUUGUCCUACGAAGGUGGCAAUCGUCGACUUAUUUUGGAUGCAGACAUUGUUGAGGGAAUGACGCUCUUUCGCCGUGAGGGCCGUGCAGAGGUUCGCAUCAACCUCGUUUCGGAGGGUGAUACUGGCAUCAAGGGUGUUUACAUGGAGACUUUGUCAGACGUUACCAAGUCUUACCAUCUCCUCGAAAACACCACCAACAAUGGCGAAUUCCCUCCAUUUUCUCAAGCUACAACCCCACUGACAGUUACAUUGAUCAUAUAUCUUGAUACCGUUCGACCGUUGUCUGAACCGAAAUGGGUCAAAACAGGCGACAUACCUGAGUGGCUAAAGAGUCUGUUUGGACGCAUGUUUUGGUUUGCUGGAGAUGCUUCUGAAAGCUGGGAGAAGAAAAUUGUUGUUUCCGACCCUGAUCCGCCUCCAACUCUAACGACUGUUCUAGAGGGAUGGUCGUCUUCUUCUGGCGCUGGCAAUCUCAGUGAACGCCAACGCUUCCUGAAGACCCAUCUGAACGAAAUGGACAAUGUGCUUGAAAUUCUUCUUCGACUCGUUCGCGGUAACCAGCCUACACCAUUGGCCUCGCAAACCGGCAGUCCUUUGACUGGUCCUCUUCUUUCUUCGAUUGCCCCGGGCUCAAUCCAUGGCGCUCAACAAACUCCCGUUUCCCUGGCUGUUUUGGCAAUGUUCCGUAUGACUCUAGAUUAUGCUACCCAAGCUGGAGGAGACAAGGCAAAGACAGAUGCUGAAGAACGAUUGGGGGAGAUCAUUCGGUGUCUGCCUCCAAGCCAGAUCCACAAAAGUUUGGAUGCCAUCUUCAAGGAGUGGAAGAACUCGUCCCAAACAGACAAGAAAAGUAGAUAA